CCCCUUUAACUCGUCAUUCGCGUCUUUGAGAGAAGACUCCAUUACCCAUGAUGCAUCUCCCCAGCACUGUAGCGGCAGCAGCACGCGCGUCGCGUCGCCGAUAACAUCGCGCGCCAUGGCUGCGUCUCUGUCUCGCGCUCUGAAAUUACCGGGAAAGAAGGGCUCAGAUCUGGGUGAGUAUGACCCGCUGACGCAGGCCGACAGCGAGGAUGAGACGGAGGACGACGAUCUGGUGCUGAAUUAUCCUCGUAACGGGCUGAGCCCGGCCGUGGCCGACCUGAGGGACGAGGAGGAGUUUGACGAGGAGGAGGAGGAGCUGAGAGCGCAGGGGCAGCGGCCUCAUAGAGAGGGGGCGGGGCACGAGGCGGGCUGUGGGCGGGGUCAGGGCGGAGCCGCGGAGGAGAAGGCGGCGCGGGUGCGAGGGGCGGUGCGGACCGCCGCCUUCCUGCUGCCGCUGUCCUGCGCCGCGCUGCUGGUGCUUCUGUGCGCCUUCCUCAUUCCCUGCCCGCAGGGGGCGCCGCAGUGGGAGAGAGAGCUGGGAGACACGGCGGGCGUGACCUCACCUCCUGUUGCAUUGUGGGAUGUGGAUGGGGACGGACUGGAGGACGUGUUGAUCGGUGUCACAAACAUCUCCAACGACAGUCAGCCAAUGAACACGCAGAACAAAGAGUUCAGCGUGUGGGCGCUCAGUGGUGUCGAUGGGCAGCUGCUGUGGAGGAAGUCGCUCAGAGAGACGCUGUUCUCGGUUCAGUGUGGACUGCAGACAGGAAGUUCUGAUCCGCUGCGCUGGAGAGAGACGCCGGAUUCGUCCGCCUGCGUCCUGAUCAGCUCCGGUCACAUGAUCACCGUCAACGCCUCCACAGGACGCACGUUGUGGACGGCGUCUGUAGGAGACGUGGAGUCUCACGCCGUGCUGCUGCCGGACCUGCAGGGAGACGCUUUUCCCGACCUGCUGAUCGCAACGCUGCCGGCGGACCAGGUGUCCGAUCUGGCUCUGGUCCUGAUCUCCGGACGCUCGGGCGCUCUGAUUGGCCGGCCGGUGAACUUCAACCUCACGGCUCAGGGGAAGCUGAUUGGUCCGCUGCUGCACGAGACGCAGACGGGAGCCUAUUACGUGCUGUUCGGACUGGGUACGGUGGAGGCCGUCUCUCUCUCCUACAUCUACAGUCAGGCGACGGGCAGGACGGCGACACCUCGAGUGCGGCUGAAGGAGCCCGGCUGGGAGCGUCUGAGGAAGAGCAACUCGUCUUCACUCAUUCACAUCAGCAGCGGCUCUGAGCAGGUGGAGUUCCUGCUGCCCCUGGUGUCCUGUGGCGUGUGUCAGCAGCACAGUAAUCUGGACGGCAUGUCGGCGCUGAACUCGAGCCGCAGCGACUGGAUCCUGCUGUGUGACGCCAGCAGCCGUCUGUCCGUGCUGAGAGCGAGCGACACGCGCACCGCCUGGAGCCUCAGCCUCACCUCCAUACACACUCGUCCGGCGGCCGGUCACUUUAACGACGACGGCGUUCCCGAUCUGCUCAUUCAUCAGUCGGCCAAUGGCGUGAGGAAGGUGCUGAUCGUGGACGGCGCACGGGGGCGGAGCCUGUGGGAGGCGGAGUUUGUGUGUCCUCGUCUGGCGGUGGAGGAUUCGUCCAUUCUGACGGCGUCCGGCCAAUCGGUGUUCCUGUUCUGGGCGGGAGAUCCGCUGGCGCAGCAGCAGAACGCCAGCAAGGCGGCCGCCGCGGCAGAGCCGGUCCUCCGCAAACUCUUCCUGUUCCACCCGUACUAUCCCACAAUCCUCCUGCAGCUGAGCAGCACCACAGACACCGUCCUCACGGCCACCGUGAGCUACCAGGCGCAGCAGAAGGACGCGUCCUACAUCAGCGUGUCGUCUCGACCCUCGUCCGGCCGCGCCCUCGGCGCUCAGAUGCUCAAGACCCUCAGUCUGAGAGCGGCCAUCGCGGACGCGCAGAUCGUGCGGCUGACGGACGCCGGCAGAGACGACAAACUCAGCGCUUUCCACAUCAACAAGUUCUUCAGACGUCUGGUGUUCAGACAGUGACGUGUCGGGACUCGUCCUCAUUCCUGCUGAUCUCAGAUGAGCGUCUGUCGUCACUCAGGAGCGUCAAAGCUUCACGUGUUCACAGCAGAGCAAACGCACGCCGCUAACGUCACCACACACAGCCGCUCAUGAUCCCGUCUGCUGCUGAUUUACGCUUUUAAAACUCCUCUGCACGUUGAGUUUGCUGUAGAUAUUCCUGACUCUCUGUACAGUAUUUAUAUGUGUGUGUGUGUGUGUGUGUGUGUGUGUGUGUGUGUGUGACUGAACGAUGCUGUAAAUACUGCUGGAUUAAAGCUGAUCAAUAAACACAUUCGACACCAUUAUCAUGUCAAUCACUGGAAUCAUUAGCACUCGUUAAAGGAGAAGUCCACUUCCAGAACAACAAUUCACAGAUAAUGUACUCACCCCCUUGUCAUCCAAGAUGUUCAUGUGUUUCUGUCUUCAGUCGUGAAGAAAUUAUGUUUUUUGAGGAAAACAUUUCAGGAUUUUUCUCCAUAUAAUGAACUUCAUUGGUGCUCAGAUUUUGAACUUCCAAAAUACAGUUUAAAUGCAGCUUCAAAGACUCUAAACGAUCCCAGACGAGGAAGAAGAGUCUUAUCUAGUGAAACGAUCUGUCAUAAUUUUAAAAAAUAUACAUGUGUAUAGUUUUUAAGCACAAGCUGGUGUGCACAGGCUCUGGGAUGCGCGUCCACGACGCUACGUACUAUUGAAUCAGGUUGAACAUCUUAGAUGACAAGAUGUUGUUCUGGACGUGAACUUCUCCUAUAACUGUGCAGAAUCAGCAGUUCCUGAAGGUCUGAGGAUCUGAUGAUGACGGUGUUUACAGUGUGACUUACAUCAUGAUUAAUCUUGAGAGGAGCUUUAUCACCCAAAUUCAGAUGCAGGGUUUGCAUAUGUAUUUCCAUAGUCAAAGCUAAAUGGUCUGACACACAGAGAGGACGACAAAGGAAGAAUUAGGGAGAAUCAAUACAUCAUGAAUGAUCGACUGCCAUUGUGUGAACAUGUGAUCAUGUAAUCCAUUAAAAGCGAGUGUAAUGCGAGUAUUAGCAUUAUAAAAUGUAAUAUACUGUAUGGUAUGGGUGUAACACACGUUUGUGUGUGUGUGUGUGUGUGUGUGUACUUGUUUUUGCUACAUUGUGGGGACCAAAUGUCCCCACAAGGAUAGUAAAACCUGAAAUUUUAUGGUCCCCACAAUGUAAAAAAAUGAUUAAAAAUAGUAAAUGAUGUUUAUCUGAAAGUGUAACGAUGCAGGGGUAGGUUUAGGGUUAGGGUUGGGUUAGGGGAUACACAAUAUCGUUUGGUCAGUAUAAAAACUAUAGAAGUCUAUGGAAAGUCCCCACAAUUCACACACACACACACACACACACGGCCUGUAGUUUUCAAACACACCUGAAGGACUUGAUCAUCUGGAUCAGGUGUUUCAUAAGGGUUGAAUGUGAACAGCCCUGAUCUGCAGGUGCCUGAUCUGUGAAUCUGAUGAUGUAAUGCAGAUCAGCUGUAAUCUGUUUCUGUCCUGAUCUGAAUGUAGACGCUUCAAGUUACAGUUCACUAGAAAUCAUCUUUUAUUCGCUCAAACUGUGUGACUUUCUUUUAUUUGCUAUGAGAAAUGUCUCUGUUUUUCUGGCUCAUUAUUAAACAGGCUGUCUGCAGCGUUUUAAGUCUU
This is a messenger RNA of Labeo rohita (rohu), 3704 nucleotides long. RefSeq names its product family with sequence similarity 234 member B (gene fam234b). The transcript is spliced from 13 exons. Bases 116 to 2041 code for a protein of 641 amino acids. Lineage: Eukaryota; Metazoa; Chordata; Actinopteri; Cypriniformes; Cyprinidae. The record is from RefSeq and is a predicted model, not a curated record. Gene Ontology annotation, molecular function: protein binding.